This is a messenger RNA of Lactuca virosa, 598 nucleotides long. The record is from the annotation of a GenBank genome assembly. Lineage: Eukaryota; Viridiplantae; Streptophyta; Magnoliopsida; Asterales; Asteraceae.
AGAUCACGUGUUUGAAUUUAUUUACGAUCGCAGAGGCUUCUCCCCCAUUGCGACCUGCCUUCUUCCCAAUCGCAGCCUCUUAAUACUUACGUGCAGCCUCAUAUUCCCCCGUAUGUUCUGGUUGACGUCUUAUACACACACAUCUGACGCACACACUCUUCAUUCAAGUGCGGGUGCGACGCCAGCUCGUCAGCCUCAGUCUAAUCUAAGUUCAAAGUUCAAGGGACAACAACAGUUAAUAUCACAUCAGGGUCUCAAUUUCAUCAUAAAAUGUGGAUUAUGCGUGCAGGAUGUGAUUAAUGGAGACCUGUGUGAACAAUUUCCGACAUUGCCCUUGGAUAUUUAGGGGAAAGUUGCUGAUGAAUUGGAUAGGACUCCAUGAGAAAUUUUGAAGAAACUAGAAGAAGUUAGAAAUCAGAUUGUUUAAAUGCUCAUGAUUUUAGCAGUUUUUAAUGCAUGCAAAUGAUGUUAUAUGAGUGCCAAAAGCAUAGGAAUUUAAAUUUACUCAAUUGUUUUUGGAAAAGACUUUAAUUUUUAUUUUGGCAGCCUUUUAUCCAUUAGACGUUUAUGGAAUUUACUCAAUUAUUUGUGAAUCCCU